This is a messenger RNA of Eruca vesicaria subsp. sativa (arugula), 375 nucleotides long. The record is from the annotation of a GenBank genome assembly. Lineage: Eukaryota; Viridiplantae; Streptophyta; Magnoliopsida; Brassicales; Brassicaceae.
AUGUCUUCUACCAGAAAGAGCACCAAGAGAGCAUGCCCGGAGCCGCCGCUUCAAUCGCUCAAGAAGCAAACACCGAACGAAAAACUCCACGAUGAUUUGUAUCUCGAUGUUUCCAGCGAUCUCAAAGGAAUCAUGUUGGUGUUGCAGAAAAUCCGAGAGAAAGCGCACGAGGAAGGCCGUAAGAAGAUGGAAGAGAGCAUCUCCAGUUACAAAGUGUUGGACGAAAUUUCUGAGAGAAGUGACAAUGAAGAAGCCAAACGUCUUGUUGCUUUCGGUUUGUCUGGAGAGCCACCAUGGUGGAAGAACAACUUUUUUGGUGUCGUUCCUCAAGAGAGACCCUCUGUAAUACCUUUAAAGUCUUCUUCGUCUUUGUAA